Messenger RNA from Cynara cardunculus var. scolymus (artichoke), 924 nucleotides. RefSeq lists its product as uncharacterized. The transcript has a single exon. NCBI's taxonomy places the organism in Eukaryota, Viridiplantae, Streptophyta, Magnoliopsida, Asterales, Asteraceae. Bases 1 to 924 code for a protein of 307 amino acids. The record is from RefSeq and is a predicted model, not a curated record.
AUGACCAACCUUUCUGGUUUUCUUGAACUCCUGAAAGGACCACUCAAAAUCCUUUCCCGAAAUGGAAAGCUCAUGGCUUUCACAGCCAUCCUCUACCUUAUCUUCUACUCCAUCUCCUUCCUCUUAUACACUUACUCUUCCAAUCCAUUCAUCACCGAUUUCGUCAUCAAACUCUUUAACUUAGCCUCCGAACGCCCCGGUACACCUGAAUACACCAAACUCUUGGCUGAUAUCCGUGAAGAUAUCGGCAUCUUUCUGGGAAUUGAAGUUGCUUAUAUCAUUCUACUCUUCUUCGUAAUCGUUUUGGCCCAAACCGCCAUAGUUAUUAUUGCAUCAAGCUACUACAGUGGCGAUAAUUUGUCGAUCAAGGAACUACUUAGGAAGGUGUCGAUAACAUGGACUCGACCAUUCGUCACUUUGUUCUAUGUACAACUUCUUGCCCUUGGUUACAUGAGUUUGUUCUUUUGGCCUUUGUUUGUUCCAUCGCUUGUUCUUUUUGACCAUCCUAUCAUCCUGAUCAUCCUCCUGGUCAUCCUUGGCAUUCUCAUAUUCACAUUCUAUCUUUACCUAUCUGUUGUUUGGGCUUUAGCAGUGGUUGUUUCUGUGGUUGAGGAUAGUUAUGGGCUUUCAGCACUUGGGAAAGCUCGAGAGCUUGUGAAGGGCAAUCGAGGAGAUGGGUUUCUUCUGAAUUUGUUUCUGGUUCUUGUGUCGCUGGUUUUUGUCCCGUUUCAAAUGAAACUGUCGUCUUCAAUGCCGAUUGUUUUUGUGGUGAGCCAAUCUGUUUUCACUUGCGUAGUGAGCAUCUUUCAGGUCAUGGCAUACAGUGUCUUCUAUUUCCAGUGUAAGAAUCACAUGAAGAAAUCAGAGGGUUUUGAAUACCAUCAGAUACCGAUUGCAGCUGUUCUGGAUGAAAAUAUACCGUAA